Messenger RNA from Lutzomyia longipalpis, 569 nucleotides. RefSeq names its product mediator of RNA polymerase II transcription subunit 21 (gene MED21). Gene Ontology annotation, molecular function: transcription coregulator activity. The record is from RefSeq and is a predicted model, not a curated record. Gene Ontology annotation, biological process: regulation of transcription by RNA polymerase II. Gene Ontology annotation, cellular component: mediator complex. NCBI's taxonomy places the organism in Eukaryota, Metazoa, Arthropoda, Insecta, Diptera, Psychodidae. The transcript has 3 exons. The coding region runs from base 104 to 493 and encodes 129 amino acids.
ACAUGCGAGAAUGGAUGAGGUAGCUGGCGGAUAGUUUACGUUUUGUUUGUCUGUUGUUCUAGAAAAUUGCUUGAUUUGGUUGGGAAAAUAAAAGGAAAUUUCCAUGGCAGACCGUUUAACGCAGCUUCAGGAUACUAUAAAUCUCCAAGCUGACAACUUCUGCAACAGUAUUGGAAUACUCCAACAAUAUGCUCCGCCGAGUCGUUUUUCUGGCUCUCAGACACCUCAGCAAACACAGCAGGAGGAUUAUGCCCAGCUCUUCUCAACGCUAAUAAGUCGCUGUGCAAAGGACAUUGAUACACUUAUAGAGUCCCUACCGAAUGAAGAUUGUGGUCAAGAGCUUCAAGUACAGAGUCUCAAAAGGCUAGAAGUGGAAAAUCAAGAAGCUGCCGAGCGCCUUGAGGAAGUCGUGAAGAGUGGUGAGGCUCUCCUGGAAAAAAUUCAAGCUGCUCUUAGCGACAUUGCACAGGCUCAACUCGAUAUGGAUCAUUAAAAAAAAUCUUAAUCAUGAAAUUUUUAUUGAUUCUCUGACUCUGUGUCUCUCGAGGAAUAAAUUAUUUUACAACAUA